Molecule: messenger RNA, 1295 nt
Organism: Copidosoma floridanum
Lineage: Eukaryota; Metazoa; Arthropoda; Insecta; Hymenoptera; Encyrtidae
Source: RefSeq, a predicted model, not a curated record
AUGAGUAAAUCGAAAUGCCAGGCGACGUCGACGGUGGACGCGAACAUACCGCCCCGAAACAGCUGUCAAGAAGAGUACCUCUUUCUGCUCGAGUUUUACGUGCGCGAGAUCCAGAGCUCGCGACUGGCCAAGCUCAACGAGAUGUUCUUCGUGCCCACGACCGUCGCCUUUUGCUUCCUCGACUUCAACAUGGACGACGGGCUGCAGCUGACGCCGGUGGACCCGUUGUUCGAGCCCCAGGCCGGCAUAGCCGACGACGUCGAGAGCUUCCACAACGGCAGAUCGGUACUGUUCGCCCUGUCCCGCGAGGGCCUGACCAACAUGCACUCCGAGUUCAAGAUCAACAUGAGCGUCGUGAAAAAGAUGCCCGCCGACAUAAAGCCGGACGUCCUGGUCGGCAAAGCCCAGAUCGACAUGACCCCGCACUUUGCCGCCCUGCGCAAGGAGACCAUCGACAUGGCGAAAUACGGCGAUUCGGCGAUACCGUGCCUGGACGACGAGAACGUGGCCCUGGUGUUUGGUGGUUGCCUCGUGGGUAGCCUGAGCGUCUUUGCCCGCGUCUCCGUCCACGGGCAGACGAUCGUCACCGAGUUCGAGUCACCGAGCGACGACCCGUCCACCGCCUCGGCCUUCCUCUUCCGAGCCGACGACCGCGACUGCGAGGGCAAGCCCCUGGGGUACAAGUGCCGCGUCCUCGACCCCGAAAAGUGCGACCUGUCGAGCCUCCUCUCGGAGGACGGCUCCAAGGACGAGUGCGCCGUCUGCCAGCCACCCAAGCUCCCCUGCGCUCCCUGCCGCGUCGGCUCCGGCGCCAGAGUGACGUCCGAGGGCUGCAGCGCCCCGAGCCAGCCGCGCCCGGCCCCCGAGUGCCAGCCGAAGACCGCCUGCCGGCCCAUCCAGACGAGCAGGGGCCCCAGGGAGCCCUGUGGGAAAGCCGUCGUGCUCAAGGUGUCGGGGCUGAUAGAUUUCUGCGAGGAUCCGACGGGUAAGAAGCAGCCGGCGCGGGUGACCGUGGCCGGGGAGGACGAGGCUGCGACUCCGGCGGACCUGAGCGACCCGGACCACGACGUGUUUGUCUUGAGGAUCGGUAAGAAGGGAUUGGUCGGGGCUGCCGAGAAGUCGGACAUUCAGCUGGAGAUGCGCACGCCAAAGGGACCGGACAAACGCCCUCCCGUGAGACUCGAGACGCGGGAGAUGCAGACCGAGGAAGGCUCGGAGGGCAAAGGUGGCAAGGCCCCCAAGGGCAAGAAGAAGAAAUAAAGUCCCCGUUUUUACCCCUUAAAACACGUGCACCG